UUUUUGUUAUUUCAGGAAAUAGGGGGACCCAGCAUGCGAGUCCCUGUUCCCCUUGCUGACCCCGGCGCAUAGAGGUCAUGUCAGCCGCAGACACACUCGCUCUGACGUCCUGCGCGGCGCAUAUAUCCUGCCAGUCCUCGACGAUCGUCCCUGCCCUCCACGCGCCUGCAGAGACCUCGCCUCGUUGCAACAUCUGGAUACAGCAAGACCUACGUGACCUGCGCGAACAAUUAUGGACUUGCAAAGCAGCCUCGUCCUUCCUGUGUCUUCGAGUGCUCGUCCUGAUUCAUCUGAGCAUCGCAUCUUCAUCUGCAGCAUUUCCGACUCUCCAGCAUAGUGCCAAGACGUCCUCCAUUCCUUUGUUGGCGUCAAAGAACACGACAGAUGACGUCACUGCGAGGGAGAAUUGCUGGAAACGCCUCAAGACCCUCUUUGAAGACGUGAGGUCGGAGGAACUCUUAAAUCAUACUGAAAAGUGUUUGGAAUACUGUGGCGACGAUCUGCAUCUCAAGUCAAUAGUCGACAAAUGGAUAAGGCUGUCAAGUGGUAGUGGGUCUGCUGUUCAGUGUCUUCUGAACAUAUCGGAACUUCAAGGAAAUGUUUUAAAAGAUACAUUCUGGUUAACAUCAAAUGGAGAUGCACUAGUAUAUAUGGGCAAUUCCUCUGAUGUUGUUAUCACUUGGGAAUUUCUUUCUUUGGGCCAAAAGAUAUUAGAAAUCAUAUUCCUGUGGAUAGGCAUAACAAUGUUCUUGGUGGUGAUCUCAGGAAACCUUCUGGUUUUAGCAACGAUGGUUUGCAACACGAGUAGGCGAAGUCUAGGCUGGUUAGUAAGAGCUUCCCUCGCUGUCUCGGAUUUUCUAAGAGGCAGUUUCGUCAUGACAAUGGCAUUGAGAAAUACCACGUGGCUUAUGACGAACAUUCCACGUGCGUCCAGUGUGAGCUUCACCCAGGGCAUGGGAUUCUCUGAGUACUUGUGUCGAUCUCUUGCAAUCAGUUCGGUUUACUCGAGCUUCUGUGCCGUUCUCUUCGAAACAACCUCAGUCAUGUCACUUCAGUGCCUGGCCUUCCUUGCAGUGGAAAGAUAUCUAGCAUGUAAGUAUCCACAAAGCACAAGCCAAAAGCCCGGAACGGUCAAAGCGACCAACCUCGCCAUGUGGGGCAUCGGGCUCGCUCUCCCUCUCGGGAUUCUCUUCACCUCCGAAGAGGCGCCAGGAUGUGGAUUUUUCGAUCCGUUUACGAAGCUCUUUAUCCUGCUUCCCAGAUCCGGACUUGGCUCCGUGCUGCACCAUUUGCUAAUGUUCUACAUGGCUGGACUCUUUGUCUGCACCGUCUUAGUGUUACUCAAGACCAAGCAAAUAUUCACAGCAAGGUCAAAGGCGGACUUGGCAAAUCUCGUGAAGCAGAGUUCCCCGACGCGCGUGGAGCAGCAGAAGAGGGAGGACCUUGGCAUCCUGACGACGAUGAACAUGAUGCUCGCGCUGCACCUCGCGAGCGUCGGCCCGCGCUUGCUGCUGCUCAUCCCCGGCCUGCGAAGCGAGGGGCGGCUGCGCUUCCUCUUCUGGUGGGUCUUCCUCCUCGACUCCUCCUGGCACUGGUACGUCCUCAAUCUGCGCAGCCAGGUCUUCCAGGAUUAUCUGGCGAGGCUAUUCCUGCGGUUCCCUUGGUGGCCCAGGGCCUUCAGGGCAACGCUGGAGUCGAAGCUGUUACCGGACGCAGGUCUCAGUGUGGAGUUGGGCCAACUUUGGCGGAAGAUGGAGUCUGCGGUCAGCAGAAGGAACCAGAGCCCCUCAGCAGAAAACCUUCCAUGACUGCAUGUGUUACUUAUUCUGUAUAAUCAGUAAAUUAUCUUUUGACAGUGAUAAACACGUGUCUAUGGUGCCUUUUUUAUAAUGUCGUUCAGAUGAUAGUCUGUUACUAACUGUAUGAUGCUAAUCUAAGAUAG
Messenger RNA from Penaeus vannamei (Pacific white shrimp), 1942 nucleotides. RefSeq lists its product as uncharacterized. Gene Ontology annotation, molecular function: G protein-coupled receptor activity. Gene Ontology annotation, biological process: G protein-coupled receptor signaling pathway. The record is from RefSeq and is a predicted model, not a curated record. Gene Ontology annotation, cellular component: plasma membrane. Lineage: Eukaryota; Metazoa; Arthropoda; Malacostraca; Decapoda; Penaeidae.